AUGUCCAAAAGAAAACCAUAAUUUGACAUUGGAAAGGAUGUAGAUGAUGAAGAAGCUUUACCAGUAGUCGGUAUUAAUAACACUCAAGAAGAAAUUUAGGAGAGAAAGUAAUGAUAUGGAAAUAUAAAAGAAUUUUGAAGAUCAAAGGCCCAAAACAUAAAGAGAAUAAUUAAAGUACAAAAAUAGUAAUUACUGCACCACCUCCAUCAUUUGAAUAAGUUGGAUCUGAUUAAAAACUGUCAACACCUCCUAAAAAGUUCUUGCCCACUAAUAUAUUCAAUACUCAAUAAGAAAAAUUAUUUUACAAUACUUAACCAUUAAAUAGUUUAUAAUUACCUUAGCAAUAAAAAAACAAUUUUGGGUUAGUGAGUCCAAUAAUAGAAUUUAAAUCAAUACGAAAAGGAGAUAAAUCAACAGCUUCUCCUAAUUAGGAAACCUGUUAAAAAAGUGAAAUUUUACAUGUAAAUUUUAUGAUAUAGAUACAUAGAAUAAAUUAAAAAAAAUAAAAAUAGGUGAUAAAGAACAUGAUAAUAAGGAAAUUACUUUAAUAAUAACAAAAGAUGGAGAAAAUCAUAAAAUAAAAAUUGAGUAUUAUUAUUUUUUUAUAACAGACCUGAUAUAUUUGAAGGAUUAGUUGAAAAAUAGAAAACAAAAAAAGAAGAUAAUGUAGUGAGAUUAGAAUGUAAAAAGGAGUCAGAAAUACAUGAAUUAGUACUAGAAUUUGACAAUGAAAAAGACUUUGAAUAAUUUAAUCUAUGA
Paramecium sonneborni is the source of this 759-nucleotide messenger RNA. The record is from the annotation of a GenBank genome assembly. NCBI's taxonomy places the organism in Eukaryota, Ciliophora, Oligohymenophorea, Peniculida, Parameciidae.